Messenger RNA from Linnemannia hyalina, 2796 nucleotides. NCBI's taxonomy places the organism in Eukaryota, Fungi, Mortierellomycota, Mortierellomycetes, Mortierellales, Mortierellaceae. The record is from the annotation of a GenBank genome assembly.
AUGGUCGACUUCGGUAUCUUUACAGGUGCUAUCCAACUAGCCCUGAUCAUCAACGAAAUCGCGCGGGCAGCCCAGUCCAACAAGGUUUCCUGUAUGGCCAUGAACCACCGCAUCCAGAUCGCAAACGAGAUCAUCAAGGCCGCAUUCGAACAGUUCAAGUCAAACCCAAAGGCCUUUGUCAUCUCCGAAACGGCCUUUAAGCAGUAUUUCCUGCUCCUAGAACGCAUGCGCGACUUUGUUGUUGAGAUAAGUAAGCGCAAGGCUUUUUCCAAGCUGUUCUAUGCGCUGAGGUUUCGCGAUGAGUUUGACGCGCUGCUGCGGGAUUUCGACAGCUGUGUCUUGGAUUUAAACCUUGGAAUCGCGCUGAGAACUCAGGCUCAGUUGGAGACAGACAGGAAUGCACUGGAGGAGGACAUGGUCGAGCUCAAGGUCUUUAGAAAGGAGCUGCAGAACGGACUGGAUUCUCUGGGAGGGCAGCUCGUCGGAAUUCGUCAGAUGAUCGCCACCAACCGACCCAUGGACGAUAUCCUGGCCAUGGUGGAGAUCGACUAUCGUCAGGUCGUCAGCAUCACACCAUCAGAGACCCGCAAAGGAAGGACCUUCCCCGUCCACAAAAGGUCAUGGCUGGCUCAGGAGGUUGCAGAGAAGCCCCUGGGAUUUUUUGGAUCGCAGGAUAUGCUCGACAUGCUGAAAAAGGAGGUCGCCAUCUUGAAGAAACUGGACCGAUGCAACUAUAUCACAAAAUUCAUGGGCAUCACCAACAGAAACAAUCAGAUCAGCAUUAUCAUGGAGUGGCUUCCCAACGGCGAUCUUGCUUCGACUUUGGCAAAGGAUGAGUUGGAUUGGGAGCAAAAGCUGUUCAUCUCUGCUGAUAUCGCUCGAGGAUUGCACUUUUUGCACGAGGUCGGGAUUAUCCACAAGACGUUGCGUGCCAAAAACAUUCUGCUGACAAGGUUCAACCAAGCCAAGAUCACCAAUUUCCGCCAAAGUCGACUGGAGUCAGCCCAGACACGUCCCAUGUCGGAUCCCUUCAGCUAUGUGCGAUGGCUGGCGCCUGAAAAGAUGACACCCCCAGAGGUCAGAUAUGGACCCGAAUGCGAUAUCUACAGUUUCGGCAUGUUGCUCUUCGAGAUUGCGUCUAACAAGAUCCCAUUCGCGUCAUUCAACGACCGAGAUCUGCCCGAGAAGAUUGUCCGCGAGGAUCUGUACGAAAAGGUGCCAGAGGGCACACCCCCAGAGUUUGGAAACAUCAUGACUGCCUGUUGGUCACACGACCCUCGUCUGCGCCCAACUGUUUCACAGGUGCUGUUGAUUCUCAGGGACACGUGUGAGAAGCACACGACUGGAGACCCCAUCGCAUUGCCCUCCAGCCUGAAGGAUCCACCACCUCUGUUUGCUGUGUCUCCUCCAGCAACCAAGAACCAAGGCCUGUUUUCGCCACCCAUGACGCCUGUCGCAGGUCUCUUGACACCAGAGGCGUACAAGAACCCCUAUGUCAACAAACGCUACGUGGACGAGGCGAUCCAGCAGCAGCAGCAGCAGCAACAGCAGCAGAGGCAAGCUCAACAACAGCAGUCAUCCCAGCAAUCAUCCACACACCAACAGGCACAUCUGGCAAUACCUCAGCAGGCAAGACCUCAGAGUCAGAAUCAGCAGCAACUCCAAACCCCUCAACAGCCAACUCACUCGCCUCGCAUUCUUCACACGGUACCCAAGCCUCAUUCGCAACCAGAGCCAGGAUCCCGUACCGAGUACCAGCCCUCAGCUUCCAAACAAGAGUACGUCGACCCCGUCCCAGUCAACAACGUGAACAUGCCCCGCACACCAAGGCCGCAUCAGUCUUUGCCAGCGACCACCACUCAACCACACGGUUUCACCGGCCACCAAAACCACAACGGCGUCGUCUUCUCCAACGACGCUCAUGUAAUGUCGCCCACGCAAUCCUCAGGACCCUUAGGGUCGCCGUUGAACUCUCCCAGACUGGAUUCACCACCGAUCAACAAGAACACCCGACCUUUGGUAAUCAAGGCCAGGAAGCAAACUCUCGAGGCGGAUAUGCAUAGGUUGUCGAUGAGCAGCGACAGUAGCACUUCGACACUCCAGAACUCUGAUCAGCAAUCGGCCAACAGCGUCCAACGGCACCAGAACAGUCAGAGCAGCCAGAGCACUGGGAGCACGCAGAGCAACCACAGCGGCCAUAGUGUUAACACCAACGGCGGCCCAUUGUCUCCACACCAACGGCAGGUUUCAUCAGGACAGGAAAGUGGUCGUCCUCGGUCGACAGGAUUCUCGCCAGCACCUGUGGCCAAUACCAUGUCACAGGCACUUCUCUUCCACGAGGCACGCGAGCGUGCUGAUGCCUGGAAGAUUUUUAAGGCGCAUAGCGAUCAAGGUCACCCCGAAGGAAUGUAUUGGACAGGGUACUAUUUGUUCCACGGCGAGGGAGGUCAGGCCAAAGACCGUCGGACUGCGUUUGAUCUUUUCCACGCGGUGACAUUGAUGGAUCUGAGUCCCGAGCUGAGGUUGUUGUCGUCGAAUGCCCACUUUUAUGCGGCAGUCUGCUAUCUGGAAGGCCAAGGAGUGGAGAGGAACAACACCACCGGAUUCGGACAUAUGGAGAUUGCAGCAGACACGGGAAACGCGUUCGCCCAGUUUUUGGUGGGAGAUGCCUAUCAUCGAGGCAGCGCGGUUGUCCAAAUCAAUGUUCAGAGACGAGACCAUUACUGGCAGAUGGCGGCAAGGCAGAAGGAGCAGCGGGCCAUUGACAGGUGUCGGCAGUUUGGUAUUCCUUUCUAA